GUGGCUUUUCAUUUUAUGUUUCUUUGUUUCUUUGUUUCUUCAUUUCUUCAUUGACCGAAUGACCAAUGGGUUUUGGUAGUUGGAUGGCCAUUGCUGAUUCUAGUCAACAUUUUGGGCUGAACCCCACACGACAAUUUCCCAACGACGUUAAAAGCUCAUCUGAUGCUUUUUCUUCUUUCUCUUUGUCCAUCAACUCUCUUCCUUUUUCAUUUAUGCAGUGUGGAAUUCCUGGCUACAGCAAUUAAUAACACCUUCUGCCCUUAAACUACCUGUUUGAGUACUCCAAAGGGUUAUGGAUGACAACCAGGUGGAGGAGAGGUUUCUUGCACAAAAAGAAGAAGAUCUGAAAACAAGAGUUUGGAUUGAAUCAAAGGCAAUAUGGAGGAUCGCAUUCCCUUCCAUAUUGUCAAGGGUAACUUCAUUUGGAAUGAUGGUUGUGACACAGUCAUUUCUUGGUCACAUUAGUGAGGUAGAGCUUGCCACAUAUGCACUCGUUCAAAGCAUUCUUGUCAGAUUCAUGUAUGGGAUACUGAUUGGCAUGUCGAGUGCAACCGAAACUUUAUGUGGGCAAGCAUUUGGGGCAGGGCAUCACCACAUGAUGGGAAUUUACCUGCAACGAUCAUGGAUUGUUGAUGGCAUUACAGCAACAAUAUUGGCACCUCUCUUCAUUUUCGCAACCCCAAUCCUCCGACUUCUUGGCCAGGAGGAGGAAAUUGCAGUUGCAGCCAGGUCAAUCUCUAUUUGGUUUAUUCCAAUGAUCUAUAAUUUUGUGGUGUCCAUGACUAUAUCAAUGUUCUUACAAGCACAACUUAAAAAUUUGAUCGUGGGGUGGCUAUCGACUGCUUCGUUCGUGUUUCAUAUAUUUUUGUCAUGGUUGUUUGUGGACAAAUUUAACUGGGGAGUUAAUGGAGCAAUGGCUGCAAUGAAUAUAUCGGGUUGGACAAUGGUUUUUGGACAGUUGGUGUAUGUGUUUGGAGGUUGGUGCCCUAAUACGUGGAAAGGAUUCUCUAAAGCUGCUUUCUUUGAUCUAUUGCCUGUUGUAAAGCUCUCAAUAUCCUCCGGAGUCAUGAUUUGCUUGGAGUUGUGGUACUAUUCCAUUCUGGUCUUAAUGGCUGGAUACAUGAAAAAUGCAACCAUCGCCAUUGAUGCUUUCUCCAUCUGCCUCAAUAUCAAUGGAUGGGAAUUAAUGGUUUGCCUUGGCUUCCUAGUGGCAGCAAGCGUUCGCGUUUCGAAUGAAUUGGGGAGAGGAAAUGCUAAGGCUGUUAAAUUUGCAAUAAAAACCAUACUUGGCACUUCAACAUGUAUUGGAAUUGUCUUGUGGGUAUUAUGUCUGGUUUUCAGAAAUCAAAUUUCUUACUUGUUUUCCAAUGAUGAAGAAGUCGCAGAAGCUGUGUCAAGUCUCUCAAUUCUGUUUGCUUUCUCAAUUUUACUCAACAGUGUUCAACCAGUACUCUCGGGUAUAGCCGUAGGAGCUGGUUUACAAACCAUGGUAGCAUAUGUGAACUUGGGAUGCUAUUAUGUAGUAGGAAUACCUAUAGGAAUUUUGCUUGGAUAUGUCGUCAAUCUUCAAGUUAAGGGGCUAUGGAUUGGAUUGAUGAGUGGGGUGGCGAUGCAGUCGCUUAUUCUUGCUUACCUUGUAUGGAAAACAGACUGGGAUGAGCAGGUGAAAAAGGCAUCUGAACGUCUCAACCGAUGGUUAUUGGAGCCAACAGAAGAAGAUCAGAGUCCACCUCAUGCUUAAAGCAAAUGAAUAAUAUUUAUUGUAGUAGCUUUUCAAUAACUAAUUACUUAUAUCUUAUAGUUUUAAUUGCUUUAAUGUUGACAAAAGGAUAAAAAGAUCCUCAAAAAAAAAUUCAAUAACUAUUUAAGUUUAUAAUAUUUUAAU
Durio zibethinus is the source of this 1885-nucleotide messenger RNA. RefSeq names its product protein DETOXIFICATION 24-like. The record is from RefSeq and is a predicted model, not a curated record. Gene Ontology annotation, biological process: xenobiotic detoxification by transmembrane export across the plasma membrane. Gene Ontology annotation, molecular function: xenobiotic transmembrane transporter activity; antiporter activity. Gene Ontology annotation, cellular component: membrane. NCBI's taxonomy places the organism in Eukaryota, Viridiplantae, Streptophyta, Magnoliopsida, Malvales, Malvaceae.